Rhea pennata is the source of this 8145-nucleotide messenger RNA. RefSeq names its product calcium voltage-gated channel auxiliary subunit alpha2delta 1 (gene CACNA2D1). Gene Ontology annotation, molecular function: voltage-gated calcium channel activity. Bases 390 to 3629 code for a protein of 1079 amino acids. The record is from RefSeq and is a predicted model, not a curated record. Lineage: Eukaryota; Metazoa; Chordata; Aves; Rheiformes; Rheidae. The transcript is spliced from 38 exons. Gene Ontology annotation, cellular component: L-type voltage-gated calcium channel complex.
GGGGGAUAAAUCAGGGGAGGACAGGGACGCGCCCGCAGAGUGAGCGGAGAUCUGUCACAAAAGUGGCCCCGAUGGCGGCGGAUCAGGCCCAGCCGGAGCUGCUGCUGGGGUAGCCGAGAGCAGAGUAGCGCUCGCGCUCUCCGCUCCCCCCUCUCCACCCACAGAUCUCCAUCGUUCCUCCUCCUCCUCCUCCUCCUCCCCACCCCGAGCCGCGCUGCCUCUUCCCCGCGCACCGCCGGGCUGCGCCUGCGAGGGGGUGGGGGGUGGGCUGGGGGAGGCUUUAAAAAACACCGGGGCCCCCCCACCCCCGGCAGUAAUUUAAUUUAGCGUUAUUAUUAUCACCGCCUCGCCGGCUCGGGGAAGGGGGGAAUCGAUCUUCGAUCAGGAAGAUGGCUGCUGGCUGGCUGCUAGUCUUUAGUCUGACACUUUUCCAGUCCCUGGUGAUGAACCACUCCUCGGAAGGACCCUUCCCCUCCGCCACCACGAUAAAGUCAUGGGUAGAUAAAAUGCAAGAAGACCUUGUAACGUUGGCGCGAACGGCAAGCGGAGUGGACCAGCUUGCUGCGAUCUAUUUGAAAAACAGAGAUCUGUAUACUGUAGAAGCCAACAAUCCUCGUCAGUUAGUGGAAAUAGCAGCCAGAGACAUCGAAAAGCUGCUGAGUAACAGAUCUAAAGCAUUAGUGCGCCUCGCUAAAGAAGCAGAGAAAUAUCAAGCAUCACAUCAGUGGAGGGAUGAAUUUGGGAAUAAUGAUAUAAUCUAUUACAAUGCAAAAGAUGAUCAGAAUGAUCCUGAAAAGAAUGAUACUGAAUCUGGCAGCCAGAGAAUCAGACCAGUAUUUGAAGAAGAUCCUGUUUUCCGGCGGCAAACUUCUUACCAACAUGCAGCAGUCCACAUACCAACAGAUAUUUAUGAAGGCUCAACAAUAGUGUUAAAUGAACUCAACUGGACAGCGGCACUGGAUGAUGUAUUCAAGCGGAACAGAGAAGAAGACCCUACCUUACUAUGGCAGGUUUUUGGUAGUGCAACUGGCCUCGCCAGGUAUUAUCCAGCUUCCCCAUGGGUAGAUAAAAGUCGAACUCCAAACAAGAUAGACCUGUAUGAUGUUCGCAGAAGACCAUGGUAUAUCCAAGGAGCUGCCUCUCCCAAAGACAUGCUUAUUUUAGUUGAUGCGAGUGGGAGUGUCAGUGGAUUGACACUGAAGCUGAUCCGCACCUCUGUCAUUGAGAUGUUAGAGACCUUGUCUGACGAUGACUUCGUGAAUGUAGUUUCAUUUAACAAUAAUGCGCAGAAUGUGAGUUGCUUUAAUCAUCUUGUCCAAGCUAAUGUGAGGAACAAGAAGAAGCUGAAAGAAGCAGUCUAUAAAAUCUCUGCUAAAGGAAUUACUGAUUAUAAGAAAGGCUUUAGCUAUGCUUUCGAACAGCUGCUAAAUCACAGUGUCUCUAGAGCUAACUGCAAUAAGAUUAUCAUGUUGUUUACGGAUGGUGGUGAAGAAAGAGCACAAGAAAUUUUCCACAAAUAUAAUGAAGACAAAAAAGUACGUGUGUUCACAUUUUCUGUUGGUCAACAUAAUUAUGACAAAGGACCCAUACAGUGGAUGGCCUGUGAAAAUAAAGGUUAUUAUUAUGAAAUUCCUUCUAUUGGAGCAAUAAGAAUAAACACCCAGGAAUAUCUGGAUGUUUUGGGAAGACCAAUGGUUUUAGCUGGAGAGAAGGCCAAGCAGGUCCAGUGGACAAAUGUCUAUCUGGAUGCUCUGGAGCUGGGCCUUGUGAUCACUGGAACUCUGCCUGUCUUCAAUCUAACAAAAGAGCAAAAUGGGAAAAUAAAUCAGCUGAUUCUUGGAGUAAUGGGGGUCGAUGUCUCUCUGGAGGAUAUCAAAAAACUGACACCCCGAUUUACGCUUUGCCCAAAUGGAUACUAUUUUGCAAUUGACCCUAAUGGGUAUGUGCUACUUCAUCCAAAUCUGCAACCAAAGAACCCUAAAUCCCAGGAGCCUGUCACGCUGGAUUUUCUAGAUGCUGAGUUGGAAAAUGAUAUUAAAGUCGAGAUUCGGAAAAAAAUGAUAGAUGGAGAAAGUGGAGAAAAAACAUUUGAAACAUUGGUCAAGUCCCAAGAUGAGAGAUAUAUUGAUAAAGGAAACAGAACAUACACAUGGACUGCUGUGAAUGGCACUGAUUACAGUUUGGCACUGGUGUUACCAUCAUACAGCUUUUAUUAUAUUAAAGCCAAAAUAGAAGAACCAAUAACUCAAGCCAGAUAUUCGGAAACGCUGAAGCUUGAUCAUUUUGAUGAAGCCGGCUAUACGUUUAUAGCACCAAGAGAAUACUGUAAUGAUGUGAAAAAAUCAGAAAACAACACUGAAUUUCUAUUAAAUUUUAAUGAAUUUAUUGAUAGAAAUACUCCAAGCAGCCCUUCAUGUAAUACUGAUAUGGUCAUUAGAGUUUUGCUGGAUGCAGGAUUUACAAAUGAACUUGCCCAAAAUUACUGGAGUAAGCUGUCUUUUGAUGGAGUUGUUGCACAAUUUGUUGUUACGGAUGGUGGAAUUACUAGAGUGUUCCCCAAAAGGGCAGGAGAAGAUUGGUUGGAAAAUGCUGAAACUUAUGAAGUCAGCUUCUAUAAACGGAGCUUAGAUAAUGACAACUAUAUUUUCACGGCUCCGUACUACAACAAAAGCGGUGCCAAUAGCUAUGAAACAGGGAUUAUGGUAAGCAAGGCUGUGGAAAUAACAAUUAAUGGGAAACUUCUAAAACCUGCAGUUGUUGGAAUAAAAAUUGAUGCAACCAGCUGGAUGGAAAAUUUCACAAAAACCACAAUCAAAAGCCUGUGCAAUAGUGAAAUCUGUGGCUGUGAAAGAAACAGUAUGCAUGUGGACUGUGUUAUCCUUGAUGAUGGUGGAUUUCUUUUGAUGUCAAAUCGAGAUGAAUAUAGCCAACAGAUUGGAAGAUUCUUUGGUGAAAUUGACCCUGGCCUGAUGCGAAACCUGAUUAACAUGUCCUUGUAUGCCUUUAACAAGUCUUACGACUAUCAGUCUGUCUGUGAUCCAGAAGAAGAACCAAAACAAGGAGCUGGACUUCGUUCUGCUUACGUGCCUACAAUAACAGAUAUUUUGCAUUUAGGAUGGUGGGCUUCAGCAGCUGCCUGGUCUAUCUUACAGCAGCUGUUUUUGAGCCUGACUUUCCCACGUUUCCUUGAGGCAGCUGAUAUGGAAGAUGAUGAUUUUGGUGCUGCCCUGCCUAAAACAAGCUGCAUCACUGAGCAGACUCAGUAUUUCUUUGAAAAUGAUGAUAAAUCUUUUGGUGGCAUUGUGGAUUGUAUAAACUGCUCCAGACUUUAUCAUGCAGAGAAGAUUUCAAACACCAAUCUAGUAUUCAUUAUUAGUGACAGCCAACUGCUGUGCCGCUCCUGUGACCCAAAACCACUGAUGCAAGCAGAGAAGCCGGAUGAAGGGCCAAAUCCUUGUGAAAUGGUUAAACAGCCUAGAUACAGAAAGGGGCCUGAUGUCUGCUUUGAUGAAGCCAAACAGGAAGAUUCAGCUGACUGCGGUGGUGUCUCUGGUCUGAGUCCAUCACUGUGGUCAAUGGUAGGAAUUCAGUUUGUCCUGCUUUGGCUGUUAUCUGGCAGCAGACACUGACAGUUAUGACCCUGCUAAACCAAAAGCUGCAUAACUUAAUCAAGACCCGGCCAAAACGAUAGCCUCAAUUUCAUUUUAAAAGGGUCAGCUAUUCAGACAGCAGAAGAACAGCAAUGCUCGUGUCUGGUUAUCACUCUGUGAGACUCAUAAAGGCACCCACAGUGCUGCAUGUUGGAGUGUCAGAUCCUUAAAUUUGUGUGAAUGCUGCAUCAUCUAUGCCAUCUGAACAGAAUCCUGUACGUGCUUCACUGGGGAAUCUCAGCGUUUUGUUUGUCUGUUUGUUGGUGUAAUAUUGAUGACUUCAUGUAAAAGGGCUCCCCUUAAAAUAGCUUAUAUAUAUAUGAUUUUCGUUAUUUUAAUCUUUGGAUUUUCUUGAAGAUCUUAUAUUCUUUUACAUGAACAUUUGUUAUAAAUAUAUAUUUAAAAAAAAUAAAAAAUACUGCCCCAAUAUACUUUACCAGUACCAUGGUGGCUACUUUGAACAUCAGUUUUGUCCAAACCUGUUGAGUGAAACUAAAAUAUUGGCUAGUCUUCAUCAGAAGUCUAUCGUCGUUUGCUUUAUGAUGAGUGGUUUAUUUUCCAAAGUUAAUCAGGUAGCCAGCCAAGUUUUGGUGGGUUCCUAAAUUGUUGGUUAAAAAAAAAAAAAAAAAAAAAAAAAAAAAGAGAGAGAGAGAAAAGAAAGAAAAAGGAGAAACUACAGUAUUUAGAAAUAUAAAGGUGCUUGAGAGCUUAACUGAAAAGUGAUUUUCUUCUUGAACUUUGUCAUCUAUCAGGAAAUGUUAAUUUCAAUGUAAUAAUCACCUUCUCUUCACCAUGCAGUUAUAUAUAAUGCUAGUCAAAUCCUUCAAAUGCUCAGACAAAUGCUUGUGAAUAAAAAAAAAGUCUUUGUGAUUAUUGAACGUUGGUUUCCAAGGGUAUUUUGCAUGAUGAUGAUGCUACGUUACUGUUUUUCAGUUUGUUUUUUUCUGAUAGUAGAGUAUAGUCCAUUGAAGAGGUAACUGAGUGAUUCUUUUGUUGUGUGAGAAACUGAUCAUUGCAAUAUGUUGCAAUGAAAUAAUAUUAAAUUAUAUUAUUUAACAGAGCUCUGAAUAUACUGUGCAAUGAAAAAACUAAGAAAAUAGGGUAAAUUUAGCUAUCGUAGCAAAAGGGUUGAGGUGAAUUUUUUACGGAAUAGCGCUCUCACAUGAAAACCUGUGUACAGAUAUUUUCAGUAUACAAAAAUCAGAUUUGACACAUUUAUUUUUGAAGUUGUGUGUUCUGUAAGGUUCAUAUCGGGUUCCCCCUUUGUUGCCUUUAUAUAAAAACAUCUAUAAUGGUAAAACUUUUUCUGUUGCUAUUUAUUAUUGGAAAUAGCAAAUUUAACAGAGCCAAUCUCCUGAUUACUAAAAUUAGAACAAGAUCUAAACAAAUGGGGAGCCUUGAAUCUCUAUGUAUGCACAUUGAUACUUGAUUGUGAAUAAUAAAGGUUGUUUUUAUACAACCUCAGUGGUGAUACAGAUUGGUGCAGUAAAUUGCAACAUGACAGUGUAGCAUAGUGUUGAUGCACAAUAUGAUUUGCGCUUUUUUCUAGUUUUCAAAACUAAAAAGUACUGCAAGACAGCUAAACCAAUGAAUGCGCAACUCUGCUGGUAUUGUACAAUUUUGCUAACAACUGCAAUAUGCAAAUAUUAACUUGGCACAGUACACUAGCUCUUUGAAAAUAAGAAAAUGCAAAGCACUGGUAUGUAUAUGCUGGAAACUGAUAUCAUUUUGAUCAUGUGAAAAGCUUAAAGAAGUAAUUGGGCAUGCAUUAAUAUCCAAUGAAAACUGAACAAGCUACUCAAAGCCAUGGCAUGGCUUGAAAGAUCAAAUGUCUACUGUAGCUGUACCCAUGGUUGGAUCAUUAUUUUUCUUAUAUACAUUGGUUCCAACUAUAUAUUUUCUUAUAUUUGGGAUUACAGUAAGAGAAAAUAGUAAAAAAAAAAAAAAAAAUGCAAAUUUUUUUUUCUUUCAAUCAUCAAAUUCAGCUUUUUAAAAAAUAUCUCUAGUAAAGUCAAGGGAUUAGAAGUACAGCUGAAUGUGUUGGAUGACUCUAGGUCUUCCUUCAGAAAAAUGAGGUAAUUUGGAUAACACAGGUGAAGAUAAUCUUGGAGCUCCCCCUUCCAGCCACAUUGCUAUACCUCGCCAAUACCGCUUGACAAAACAGUUAGCUGAGUCUCUCUAAUGCUGAGGCGUUAUUAUCCGGAUGUUUUCUUUAAUAUCGUCAGUUGAAUUCUUAUGGGGAGAGCAAGUUUUGUAGGACUAGGCCAAUACUUAUUACAUCCAUAACUCCUACUCUAAGAUUACUUAAAAUACAUAUUAUUUUGGAUUUUGCUCUUUACUUACUCAGAAGCUUGUUGGCACAUUAGUAUAAUAUAGAUUUUCACUUAGCUUCCCAAAAGAAACCCUUCAUGGAAAAGUUACAUUACUUACAUUUCAGAAGAAUUUGCCCACUGGGGUGAGCCCCAUCCUGAGUUAAUUCAUGAUGAUCUGAUUAGAGUUUGGAGGCAUAAAGAAAGCCGGUCCAGUGCCGUGCUGCCCCGGAGGACCGCUGGGGCUUUGGUGUUCAUCCCGUGUCGUCCUGGAGCGCUCAGGCAAGGCAGGAGGGAGAAUCUUUGUUCCUCUUCUGCUCCCUCCUCUUAAUACCUGAAGAACCAUGUUUGUACCCCCUCCUUUUUUUUUUUUUCAAUAAAACUUGCCUGACAAGAGAUAGAAAACUCAGGAUUUGGCUCUUCUGUCAGGGUUUAGUACUGUACCUAUAAAAUUCAGUACUUUCAAUAGAAAAGGAAGGAAAUUUUGGCUUCUGUUUGCAGAAAACUAUAUUUAAUCCAAUUGUAGCCAAGUGUUAUUUAAAAGUUCAAGAUUUUUUAAAAUGCACUGUCUAUGUACCUACAAAAUGCAGCACACCAGAAAGCAAAUACAAUAUGAACAUUAGCUGUGUCAAAAACACCAAUCUGUUAGAAAUAACUUCUAGGAGCAGAUCCGUAUUCUUAUGCAGAAGAGUGUUCCCACUCGCACGUAAUGCAUAAUAGUCAUGUUCUCCUGUUUGUUAGAGAAGAAACUUGAUCCUAGGCUUUCAAAUGAGACAUUUUCAAAUUACAGUAUGCUGUAAUAAAAAAAAUAUAUCACAUAAUAAGCUAUGUUGAUAUUUGCUUAGAUCAGAGAUAAACUGUUUGAACUGUUUUAGUUUACACAGAAGUCAUGCAGCCUUUACUACAUCUGACAAAUAACCACCAUUAAGGCUGUAACAGCCUGGUACUAUACAAAUCAUGGUCUUAGGACUUAACAUGAAAGGUUUCUUUCUCAUUUUUUCAUUUAAACAACCAGCAUUACUGCCAAAACACUGACCGUGGCCCAUAUUUGUAACAGGUUUUUAACAUGACAUAGCGGGUUUGGUCGACAAGAUUUUUAGGUCCUGUACCUUUGAGACUUUAGUAUGAUCUUUUUUCAUGUUUCUAAUGCUUGAGGCUUUACUGCUUAACUUGACAAAAGACAGUAUUGCUGCCAUUUGUAAGUUUUCCUAUAAUGUUCCUUUUACUAACUUAAAAACUGGCCUUACUGGGUUCAAAUAGGCAGUAUCCCUUUUAAGUGACCUUUGCAACCCAAGUGUUACUUGCUGUGGUUGAAAGUUUUUCAGUAUCAUUUAAAAGAUAUUGAGACCUUCUGUUCCCAUUAACACUGAAGCGCAGCGACCGUCCGUAGUAUGUCUUAAUUUCAAAAUGCAACCUCAGUCCCGCUGGUCCUAAAAACUGAGACCCUAGCACAGUGGUUAUUAAGAACCAUAACGCAUGGUUUGCAUUAAUGGCUACUGCAAAGCUCUGCAAUGUUUUCAGAAUGUCUGCUGAAGGUGGAAUAUUAAAAGCUGCUUUCUUAGUAUAAAUUUUCCCCAGCUUCAUUGGACAUCCAAGCCUUUAACAAAGGCCAGAUAUAUUUUUUUUUCCUUUUUCCUUCAUACCACAAUGUUAAUAUUGUUAAUAUUCAUUGUACACUACUGUAAAAAGAUUAAAACAAAGUGUCUGCAAGCAAUUCAAGACUUUUGAAAAGCGAGCCUCACCCUCCUCCCAGCUCCUUGCGUCUGUACUGCUUAUGGUUUAAACAGAAUAUACCAUCGUGAAGAAAUAGUUUCACGGAGGCUAAAGGGAUACUGUCUUGUUCAGAUGCCGUGCAAUUGCGACUGUGGGCUGACAACGCUGUCCUCUCUUCUCGUGUCGUAUGGAAUGUCCGGAUCAUGCUUUUUCGGGGUAUUUUUAUUGAAAUGCUCAGUGUGCAUUCCCGCAAAAGAGGCUUGGCUUGCUCUCCUAAGGCAAGCAGGCCUUUUUCCCUUUUCUUGUGUUCUCUUGACACUUUUGUGGAACUUGACAAGCCUGGAAAAAUAUUUUUUUUGUAAAAAUUUGUACAAUACUGUUAUAAAAAAAAUUUAUAAUCCUAGAACUGUUGUGUUAAAUCUUGUGCAAAAACAGUAUAUUCAGAAUAAAAAUUUAUCAUUUAAAAUCAAUAA